Molecule: messenger RNA, 1086 nt
Organism: Arachis ipaensis
Lineage: Eukaryota; Viridiplantae; Streptophyta; Magnoliopsida; Fabales; Fabaceae
Source: RefSeq, a predicted model, not a curated record
AUGGGAACUGCUCCACAGCGGAUCAUUACUGAUCAAUGCAAAUUCAUUUUUCGUGCAAUAAAAAAUGUGUUACCCGAUACACGCCACCGAUGGUGCAUCUGGCACAUUACGAAAAAGUUACCGCACAAACUUGGAGGUUAUCGCCGGUACAGAGAGUUGUAUGAUGAGUUCAAUGAUAUUGUGUGGAACUUUUGGACCGAAAAGUCAUUUGAGGAUAACUGGUAUGAAUUCAUAGACGAGCACAACUUACAUAACAACACAUGGCUGUCAGACCUCUUUGAUGAUCGACGCAUGUGGGUCCCAAUAUUCUUCAAGGGUGAAUUUUGGGCUGCCAUGAGGAGCACGCAAAGGAGUGAGAGCAUGCACUCAUUCUACGGAAAUUUCUUACACAGUCGGACUAACUUGGUCCAAUUUGUUUACGAAUAUGACAAUGUGCUUGGAAUUAAGGAGCAAAGGGAACUGGAGGAUGAUGCAGCAGACCCGAGGGGGUUUGUCAAGAAGGCUAAUUGUAGGGUCUCUGUUGUUGCUGAAGAGGGGUCAGUGGUAUGCAUGAAGGUUGAAGAGGAAAGACUAGUGAAUGAUAGUAUUCUUUGUGUUCCGUACGAUGUCCACUUCAAUCGAUCCACACAGGAGAACACAAAGCGCAAGCAUACUUAUGUCAAGAGUAGUCACGACGUCAGUCGGUCGGAUGAGAGUCAUGUUGCAUUCAGGGGACUAUGUGCACACUUCUACAACAUUGCUCAGGAUUUUGUAAACGACGAUGAAGAAACAGCCUUGCUUCAUGUUGCUCUAGAAGAAAUAAGAGCUAAGUUGACUGCUCACCGUGUCAAGAAGAAGUCCGAGACUGUGGCGGACUCCCACAACAAUAAUGGCUCAACAAGUUCGAAUGUUGCCGCUGUGAUGGACAUCCAAGCCCCAUCGAAGGUCAACACAAAGGGCCGGCCAAAGAGUAAGAGGAUCGGCGCUGCCCUGGAGAAGUGGUUUGAGUCAACUCAAGAUGUAAGAUUUGCUGGUGUUGUAGGCCAGGCUGAUCCCGAACAAGUUGGUAGCUUCAUGUCUUUGUUAAGCUCCUUUAGCAAAAGUUAA